AUAAGCUCUAUUUGCACUACUGCUGAGUAUAUAAUGCUUAGCACUCAACCAGUAUGCAGUUGUACUCAAGAAUAGACCUCUCAGAGUACAGUACCAUUGCUUUUCUUUAAUUUAUUAUUGCCACUAUGAAGCUACUUGUAAUUAUUCUAGUCUGCUCCCAGCUGCAUCUCAAUGGGGCCCAUUCUGAAAUGCUUCCAACUUUUUGUGAUGACGGUUUAGUUGAAGCUGCUGUGGACGAGGCAAUCAAAACCUACAACAAAGAACUGGUGUCAGGCAAUCAGUUUGCACGCUACCAAAUUACUGAAGCCAAGAAAUCUGAAAAUGGCUCAGAGACAACCUACAAAGUCAACUUUCAUGUCAGAGAAUCCGACUGCCCAGUAGGGGGAGACAAAAUCUGGCUGGAAUGUGACUACCUACCGGAGGGUAAAGCUAAAAUGCGACCCUGCACAACUGAGGUAAAACAUUCUGGAGAAACCAACAAAGUUGUUUCAGUUACCUGUCAUGCCCUUGACGAGGAACGUAUUGUUGCUGAACGGGCCCCUUGUCUUGGAUGCCCUCGGGAAAUACCAACCAAUAACACUGAACUAAUGAAGGCUUUGCAACAUGCGCUAAAAAAAUUUAACAAUGAAAGCAACUCCCCCAAACUUUUUGUCAUUUCUGUGAUCAAGAAAGCUACAAUACAGGUGGUAGCUGGGUGGAAGUACAAUGCUUAUUUUGAGAUCCAGCAGAGCAAUUGUUCAAAAGCAGAGUUUGAGGAGAUAACACCUGAAUGUCAGCCAGAAAACUCAGUUGUCGGUAAUUGCAACGCUUCAAUUUAUGUUGUGCCAUGGAAACAAGAAGUACAUCCUGUUGUAAACUGUGAAACCGAGGAGAUACCGACUGUGCUUUUAAGGAUGCCCCCAGGCAUGUCUCCCUUCCGCGCUAUCGCUCUGAACGUCAGGGGAAAAAAAUCUUCUGAGGAAUCUAAGGAACACGUGACACAGAGUCCUGACAGUGUUCCGACAGACUGCAAACAUGCUAGUGGAGAAGAAUCCCAGGAACAGACAGCAGGAUCAGGCCCUAUAGGACCAGUUCCUGGGCCAGUCGUAAUUAAUCCUGAAAUGACGGGAGAACCAGUUAGACUACUGGAAUUACUUGGAGGGCCUGGACCUGUGGAUCUGCAUCACCUGUUCCACUGCCCCAGCAAGCCAUGGAAGUCUGUCGAUUCCCAUGUGGUUACUCAUGCCCCACAGCCCGAAUCAGUAACAGACGGACCCCCCACUGUAGUGACCGAGGACAAGUCUAAACAAAGUGGAACAUUCAGCGAUGCCGACCUGUUGGCAGGUCUGUAAAGAGUUUGUUCACACUUUGAAGCUUUGUCUCAGUGUCUUGUGUAGCUGGAAUUUAGUUUGCUACUCAUUUUGGAACCUAAACAUACAUUUAAAUUUGUGUUUGAUGCCAACUGAUGUCAUUUAUUCAAUAGAAGCCCGAUUUCACAAUCCUCGUUAAUUAAUGAAACUUAAAUAUUUCUUAAGUGCCUUUGUUGUGAAGGAUGUAAAUAAACUAUACCCAACAGAUUUAUCAUGCUUGAUUACCUUGAUCUUUUGUUCUGUAUGAACCACCAGAGGUUGUAUCAGCAAAUCUUUCAUAUCUUUUGGUAAAUCUGUACAGUUACAGAAGGCUUCUGGCAAUUGAACACAAUUGCAUGUUUUACCACUCGAAUUUGUGUUAAAAAAGACAAAUUGUGCAUUUUUACAGAAGGUUGCAAAGUCUUAUUAAAAGGUGUACUGCUCUGUACCCUUUUUUAAAAUGUAUGUUAAUGUUGAAAAGAGUGUCACUUCUUAAUAAAAUGGUCUUUAAAACAA
Acipenser ruthenus (sterlet) is the source of this 1844-nucleotide messenger RNA. Its product is annotated as kininogen-like. Gene Ontology annotation, molecular function: cysteine-type endopeptidase inhibitor activity. The coding region runs from base 126 to 1331 and encodes 401 amino acids. Gene Ontology annotation, biological process: negative regulation of blood coagulation; positive regulation of cytosolic calcium ion concentration; negative regulation of endopeptidase activity. Lineage: Eukaryota; Metazoa; Chordata; Actinopteri; Acipenseriformes; Acipenseridae. The record is from RefSeq and is a predicted model, not a curated record. Gene Ontology annotation, cellular component: blood microparticle; extracellular region. The transcript is spliced from 7 exons.